Molecule: messenger RNA, 390 nt
Organism: Symbiodinium natans
Lineage: Eukaryota; Dinophyceae; Suessiales; Symbiodiniaceae
Source: the annotation of a GenBank genome assembly
AUGGUCAACAUGCUUUCCCUCACGAUGCUUCUGGGAUUCUUCAGCGCAGUCCUGGCCGACAGCACCCAAGAUCCCAGGAUGAUGCGCUACGAAGCACGAGUCGAUGCGGAUGGUGAAGCCCAAGACUUCGUUCCCGUUUCGGACCAUUCCGCUCAUCAUCGGCCCCGAAAGCAAGCUGCUCUUCUAGCAGGAGAUCAGCAGCCGGCCCCAGAGGCAGCAACGCCGGGCACCACGCUGUACCCGCUAAAUCCGAAAGGACCUCUCGACAUCGAUGACAGCUCGUGGACACUGCUCUUCAAGGCCAAGCUAGGAGCGCUUUUCCCUGUGCUCAUCCUGUUUAUGCUGACCUUCUGCUACUUGGGUGUGCCCUUGGUUGUAUAUGCAUAUUGA